CCUAUCUUUGAAACGAACUAAAGAAAAAUCGAAAUUUUCGUCUGUCUCGAAUAAUAAAAUUUAAAAUCUAAAUGCUACCGUCGCAUUUUUUGGACUUAUUUACGUUUUUGAAUUCAGCUCUAACCGCAUCCUAAAAAUGUUAUAAUGGCCACUGUGGAAAAUAGGUUGAAUCGCAGAAAAGGUAAACAUGAUGGCGAUACUUAUAGGUUAGACACUAAAAAGUCGCCAGAAGAGAAUAUAAUUGAAAUUAUUAAAGGUCUGUAUUCAAAAAAGCCCUCCCACAGUGAUACUUCAACUUCACCGACAAACAGAAGUGUGCUUAAUGAGAGAUUAGGAUUGAGACCUCAAAAAAGUAGUUCUGACAGCUACAGAUGGUCCUACUUGGAGGCAUUAGUCACACUACUACAUAAAGAAGACAGGAAUAACCUAGGAUUUACUCCAGACGAGCUGAUGACUUGCAUCCGCAUCAGUUUAAUUGAUGAGUCUAUGGUUAUAAGAGCAGCAGCGUUAAGAGUCUUGCGCUAUUUAAUUAAAACAGAAACGGAUGUUGCCACAUUCAACAAUUUAAAGCUGCCUUACCUUGUAAUAAGGUCAAUGGACUUGAUGCUUCGUAACGAAGAAGAGCGUGCGCAAGCUUUGAAAGUCGUCCGUCGUGUGAUUGCUGUGGUAGGCGCCGUUGAACAGGGACACAGAAAACAUCGAGCUGCUUACAUUGACCAAGGUCUUCUGCGAUGUCUCGCGGCAGUAGCCAGGGCCGGCAGUGCUGGGGAUGGCAGUGGGGACAGGUUGUCUAGACCGGCCAUCGCAACUCUUGCGGAGAUAUGCGUUCUAAACCCGGAUCUAUUUAUAUCUUGCGGUGGAGUGACGGCAGUGACGCGGCAGCUGGCCGAGUGCGCCACUCCGCGGAUGGCGGAGGCGCUCUGUGGGGUGCUGUUACAUACGCUCAAUGACCCCAAGUCGCGAAACGCAGCGCGGAUUGACCUUACGUGCCUCAAUUCGCCGUAUUGCGAUUUCCACUUCAGACCCGCCGGCACAGAUACUAAUAGGGAUGAGCGCGAGAUGCGGUUCACGUGCAGUCGGCUCGCACUGCUGUGCGUGCUGCGCAGCUGGCCGGGCUUGCUGCACUUCUGCCACCCUUGCAGCGCGGGCGGCCUGCACGCGCUGGUCGCGGCGCUGUCCCUGCCGCGGCUGGAGGUCCGAAAAGCAAUUUUGGACUUGCUGUAUGAAUUGGUUGGACUGCCCCAACCAGAGUGGACAGAUGAAAUUUCCGUUGCGCUGGAUGCCGUCGAUCCUGCUGAUUUUCAAGAUUCCUGGCGACUAAACGAAGGUUUCGUAGCGGCAGAAGGCGUUGCAAUUUUACCUCACUUAAGUGCUACUGGCCCGGACAUAAUUGAAAUCCAUCUUGCACUUCUACUUCAGUGUUUCUUGGAGGCCGGCCUUCUAGAUGGAUUAGCCGAAGUAAUAGUGACAAGUGAUACAUUUAUAUCGGUCAGAGCCACCGUACUGUUAGGCCAACUGUUGCAUUUAAUACACCUGUUCCUACCUCCUCAAAUAUGUAAUAUAACUCCCGCACUGCCCUCCCUCAUAUCGCAAGCGUCGGCCGGGAAGCCUCAAGCUCUCGCGGCUGUCGCGGCGCUCAAACGGCUGCAUUCGAUGUUCGAAUCGCGACCCGCGAGCAACAGCCUGUUCCUAGAUCACAUACUCCAGUAUUGCAGCGGUGCAUUUAAAUCUAAGAUAGAAGAUACCUCGAAGAGUCGAAAGGAAAAAGACAAUAGAGCGAGUAAAGCCAAACCGAUGUGCGCGUUGGACUUGCACAAAGAUAACAGCAUAGAGUUCUUGAAUGAAUCUGACACGGAAUGCGAGCCGAAGCGACACAGCAUCGGUUCGAGGGCCGAUGUUGCGAUCAGAAAAAAUGUUAGUGCGCUAGUGAAAAGUACAAGUGUCGGUUCACGGACUAGUACCGCUGUGACGAAAACCGCGAAGUUCUUCAGUUUUUGGGACCGAGGGGACAGUGAUAGUUUAAUAAAAUCUUCCCUUGUCCUGCAAAAUAAAGAUGGCAAUACUUGGAAUUGGGAAAUCAUUCGGACUAUUCUAAAGGAAACAAACAGCACACCUUUGUUGAAUCUGAACGACAGCGGACACAGAGACUGGGCUAGUCGCAUUAUUAACUACUUGAAACCAUCCUCCAAUAAGUAUUCUCACACGGAUCUGUCGACCACGUGUAACGGACACUCGCCCACGCGUGCCGGAUGUCAGCUAAUACGGCAUCUGUUACGUCACAAUGAUGUUGAUACUCAGAGGAUGCUAAAAGAUCUGUUCACGGACGUGAGUCGACAGAUCGAGGCGAUAGAGACGGGUCGGAAAGCGCACGAGUGCUUGUUCAGUCCGCAACAUAUGUGCAAUACGAUGUGCCAGAUGUACUUCCUCUUCAUCGGGCAGUUGUGUCACUCACACGCUGGGCUACGGCUGUUCAAACAGACUGGGCUCUAUGAAAAUCUCCUAGAACUAUCUACUAAGACUCACCAUAGUUGUUACGUAAAAUUAGUUAUAUCAAGCUUAGAUUAUUCCAUGGAUUCGAGUCCACGGGACGUACUUGCCAAAACACUAACAUGCAAUAUCCUAGCCUCAAGAUUGUAUGCAACUCAGUUCCUAAACGUACUCUUAAGAGCCUCGCGAAAGUCUAGAGAUUUGGUGAGAAAAAAGUCCAAACUCAAGAAGCAUGUUGUACCAGAAUACUCAAAGUUCACGCAGAGAGAUGAAAUUGAAGUGACUGGCGGUGUGGACAUGGAUACUUGGAUUUUGCAAAUGUUGGUCGGACAAGUCAAAGAUGAGUCGAAGGCUGUUGUGAAGUGUGCUUUGAAUAUUCUAGAAGAAGCUUAUAGCGUACCGAUAUUCUUCGAAAAGUUAAUGACAAUGAGGGAUGCUCUCGCUCAAAACUGUCGACUGGACAAAGCGGCUGAACCAGCUGCUUUGGACCUCUCAGCGGUGGGGGACCGGGGUUACCUUCUAUGGCUUGGACUAGAAGUGGCUGCUGCGGCUCAAAAAGUCGACUCGAAUGCUAUUACGUUCGUGAAGAAACACUUAGAUUUCUGGAACAAAUCUUAUAACUAUAGAUACGUGCGGCUGGUGGAGGCGGUGGUGCACGAGGCGCUGACGCUGGCGGAGGAGUCGCGGCGUCCGCGCAACGCACGCCGCGUGGCGCGCCCGCCGCCGCACCUGUUCGCCGCGCUGGCGCGCCCCGCGCCCGCCGCCCCGCCGCCUUUCACCAAGGGCCUACUCGCCGCCGCCCUGCCGGCACACUAUAAGAUUCUACAGAAAAAGAAAUGUAUUACGGAGCAAGAGAUUGCUGACUUGAAGGCAUCAUUAUGGGCGGUGGGCAACACGGGUGUGACCCCGCAAGGCCUGCAACAGCUAAUCAACUUAAGCAACGGUUUUAUGGAAGAUUCCGUCCCUGUCCAUAUAGUGAGUUUGGCCAGAUACAGCCCAGUGUAUUCAGUACGGGCAACCGCCUUCUAUGUUCUGGGUCUGAUUGGAAGUACUUAUGACGGUGCUAACUUACUUGCGGAUCUAGGUUGGUUAUGUGUCCGACAUACCAGACAUGACCAGUUUCCAGUAAUACCCGAUGAUACUUUACCCCACAUAUUGGACUCAAACGAGACAGCUAACGCUUACAUCACCUCGCCCGAUCGACGAUUUAACGCACUCGAUAUAGAUUUAAGCGAACAGUCCGACCACACAGACCAGAGCACGGCAGAGAGUUUACACUCCGAGCAUAUUAAGUUAAACAGGACGAUAGGUGCAAUAUCCAUAGACCAUACGGAAAAGGAUCAAGAUGUGGUCGAUCAUAAAGUUGGGUUCAUUGAACGACGCGAGGACAAAAGAAAAUCUCACACACUUCCAACACAAGGUUCCAGUUCACAUGAGCGUUCGCUCACAGAAUCUAGAACAGUCGAUAUACUUCGAGACUGUUCGGGUUAUGAACGCGCGCCUCACCGAGUCCAUAUGGAGAAUCGAUUGGGCAGGAUGAACUCCCUGGAUCACGCGCGUGAAGGUCGCGUGAGGAACACCAGUGAAUCCAGUACUAGUGGUGUGAGCAGUUGUGAUUCCUUCCUUGGAAAAUAUGCUAUACCUGAUCGAGUGCUAAAAUUGAGUCCCAUACCGAGUUCGUCGAGUCUGUACGGAAUGAAGAGCAGCAGCAGUUCGCACAGGCCGCGCCUCCCGGAGCCGCAGCGACGGACAUCUACCUCUAGUUACACAACACCGGAUAUAGGCAGUUCGCCUCCAACUCAAAAAGACAUGAGUGGAUAUGCUACAAUACAGUCAUUAAAUAAACACAGAAGGCCUCACUACGUGUCAGAGAGUGGUGCGAGCGAUAUCGACGUGCUAACCUGGUUGCCGUACGACUCCAACCAGCGGCCGAAACCCUUUUCCUCCCUGCGAGACCGAGCCAAAUCAACCCGAGAACGAAUGACUAAGCUUAGUCUACUAGAAUACGACUGGAAACCUCUGACACAAGGAGAAAGUUCUCAAAGAGUUUUUACACCAACUCGUUCAACAAUUCAACUUGCACCGUCCGGACCACGAUCGCCUUACUAUAUAGGAAUAUGCUUACCGCGUAAUCUUAUGGAGCUCUUUCCUAUGGACAAUGACCCCAAAGGAAGUGUAGUGGAGAGUGAUAAGGGAAGUAACAGAGUGACGUCUCUGUUGGCUGACUCCACUACGCCAGACCAUAGUAUUGGUUUUACUAAGAGCGCUGAAAUGCCUUCAGUUACAUCAACAAUAGGCAACAUUCGUACUACGACACCGAUUGCAGCAGCCGUGAGUAACGCUUCUGAAGUGAGUCGAAUAGAAGCUCUGACGGGUAGAAACGUGGAAAACAAACCCGAACCCAAACAAGAUCGGAGCGAGGGAGACAGUAACAUUAAACUUGAAAGUGAAGUAGAGUCUAAGGCAGCUUUAACAGAUCCAGUUAUGGAUAAGAAGAUAGAAGUGAUAGCUAGAGAUGAUAGUUCGAUAGUCACGAAUGUGUUGAGUUCGAACCGCAUAUCGGGCAUCAAAGCGGCGGUAUGGAGGCACUCGGCGGGCGAUUGUUUGGCGUGCGUAAGGACACGCCCGCCGUCUUCGCACGAGCUACGUGAAGCCUUCUUCGCUGAGCUAGAAAGUCCAAGUAGCAGCAGAGCGUCGGGGCGCGUGAGCCCGGCCGCGGCUCCGCAGGCGCAGCUGCUGCACCACGUGCUGUUCAUGUCCAACCCCAUACACUUGCGCCAGGCGCGAUCCGCUCUCCUAACGCUAAAACAACGUCACCCAGACGUGUUCCGCAGCCCGUGCGUGUACUCCGACGUGUGUGCGCUAAUCUCCAGAGACACGUACAUGCUCUGCGCGCGGCGCUUCCUGCAAGAACUGUUCCUAGAUACAAACUUUGAGUGUUUUCUCAGCGAGCCGGCCGCCAUCUUGGCGCGGCACGUGCCCGUGUCCGCACUAUCGCCGACCCUCGAAAUACAAUAGUAUUUAUGUAUGUAUUACGGCUCUUGUGUACUGGUCCGAUCCGAAUCCGAAAAUAAAAUUGACGGCUGCCCAAAUGGAAGACUUCCGUGGGUCGCGGCCGAAACGCCUAAACUAAACAUGAUGAAAAUGUAUGACGUCGGCCGCACGUGACUGACUUUCGGGGUUUGGAAGCGGUACCAUACAUUUUCAGUUUAGUAUUAUCGCGUUAGCCCCCUAGCGUGCGUCAAUGUGCGGCCGUGACCCAUGAAAGUCUACCUUUACGCAGCAGAGAGAGUGCUGUAAAUAGUACUUUCUCGAAUUCGAAUCUGACGCUGUCACUAAUGAUAGCCGAACUCUGAAAGAUUUUUUCGGAUUUGGAUUGGACAAGUACACAGCUCUUAAUCGUGUUUGUUAAAUCAGGUGUCGUCAGCAACGAAAGGUGCGAAUUAUGGAUAAAAUCCAUCUUUAACGUUGUUAUAAUUAUCUAGGAGUUCAUUUAUCACUUGAUUAUGAUGAUUAUAAUAUAGUUAUACUUAAUCAUUAUUCAUGGUAAAGUUAUAAGUUUGUCUUUCCCCUCGGGAAAAUAUCAGUUUGUUUCUGAAUAAUUAUGAUUGAUAUUUUAGUGCGAAAGAAUUUAACAUUUAACCAUAAUAUCUUCUCCUUUUGCUGCUGACUGUACAGUGUGCAUAAAUAAUAAUUAUUAAGAAUUUAAUAUGAUUUGCGGAGAUAAAUUUUUAUUAUAAAUCAAUCCAGCAUAAUAUAGUGUUUCUUUAAAAUUUAAAAUCAUAGAUAGCACUUGCAUAGAAAGUUGGCUUGUUAGUGAUUAACUGAAAUCAAAGAUAUGAAAUAUUUCUGAAUCAUAGGAAAUACAUUAUGGUAUUGUUGCUAUAUAUAAUUAAGUUUUAUGUAACCAUAAUAUUAUUAUAAUUACAUAUUUUGGGUUCAAUCUCUUUUUAUUAUUUUCUUCAAUGAAAAUAAAAACCGUGGAUCAUAGAGAUUUGGUUUUGUUACAGUUGACGAGUUUGUGUGUACUAAUGAAUGCCAAUCGUUUUUGAAGAUAUUUUUUUUAAUUACAUAUAUCAAACAUAUCUAAUUAAAAUAAUGUAACCUAUUAUUUUUGAUGCAGUGUUGCUGCGUACACAUGAUCAUAUUAAAACGAAUUAAAAUAUUAAGAUGAAAAGAAAAUGGCCUCUUUAUAAUAAACAUUUCUCUCACAAGUCAAAGAUUUUAAUUUAAUUGUAAAUAUUAAACUUUUAUGUAGUCGCUUUAUUAUUUAUGCUGUUUUGUGUUAUAUAUAAUACGUAAGCCGACAUUGCAUAAUAUUGCCUUAAUUUAUUACCUACAUUCCCUAAUGCAAGCCACAUAAUUUUGCCACCCGAAAUGCUAUUUAUUGACAGUAGCUUUAAUGCAAAAUAUUUAUUUUACGUGCCCAGGCUACACUAAUAAAAGACAGUUGAAAAAUACCAUUUUUAUCUUAAACAAAAAAAUACAUAUUGUGACCUAUAAAUCAACAACAAUAUUAAUAAUUAGUGUAUAAAUUAUAACCUAAUAACUACAUAAUAAUAUGAUAACAUGAUAUAAUCAAUAAAAUUAUUAGCAUUUGUGGAUAUUUAUUAUAUUGAAAUACACAUACCUACUGAUGUUAUUAGAAGGGAAUGCAUAAUAUGAUAAGCAAGGAUUGUAAUCACGUUUUGUGGUUUAAAAGGUAAGUGAUGGAUAAAGGGUAAACUUAUGAAAAAUUGGAAAGUCCUG
Molecule: messenger RNA, 7236 nt
Organism: Maniola jurtina (meadow brown)
Lineage: Eukaryota; Metazoa; Arthropoda; Insecta; Lepidoptera; Nymphalidae
Gene: rictor
Product: rapamycin-insensitive companion of mTOR
Exons: 25
Coding region: 145-5505 (1786 amino acids)
Biological process (GO): TORC2 signaling; positive regulation of phosphatidylinositol 3-kinase/protein kinase B signal transduction
Cellular component (GO): TORC2 complex
Molecular function (GO): protein serine/threonine kinase activator activity
Source: RefSeq, a predicted model, not a curated record